UGCAAAUCGUUUGUUUCAUCAUCAAGUGGCCGCCAGUAUUGAAAAUCAAAUCGUUCGGACGCAUCGGAAAAAGUUCCCGCACAACAUGUAUUCUCCGCAGUAUAUUCUCCUCCCGAUAGUAGUGAUAUUGGAAUCUUUUCAAAUAGUGUGUAGUGAUCACUCAGAGAUCUCCCAGAAUAGUUCAAUAUUGCACAGCACAUUGGAUAAUAAUAACACUUGCGACGCGGUUAACCUAGAAUGCAUCAUUUGGGCCAAUAUCACUCUGCAGACCGGAGCACAGCUUCCGGUUAAUAUAGAUUGCUCAUCGCUAAAUGACACUGGCCAGCACAAUCUGAGCUACAGUAGCCAAUUAAGUGAUUUAUUUUUAAGUCGGUUUAAAAAUAUACGAAAUAUUUCGAUGGACGGACUUUGCUCGAAUGUACCAAGCUUCGGAUUAGAGCACUUCCCUGACACAAACAGCAGCGUCCAUCGGGCGGUUUUUCGAAACUUCUUAAUUGAUAAUAUAACAAAUGAUUUAUUAGAGAAUGUGGCCGCAGUGCGAGAAAUCAUUUUUGAGAAAAACUUUUUCAAAAACAUCAAAGACGAUGCGUUCCAGCAUACGCCCCUUGUGACUACUCUGAGUUUCCAACAAAACCACAUCUGCAAUAUCGAACCAGGUGCCUUCGACGGGUUAACAAACUUGAAAUCUUUAAAUAUAAACGAAUCCUAUCUGUCCGUAGAAAUAGCGGACUUUUUCAAAAAUGUCCACUGUGAUCAGUUAACGUUAACAAUGCAAAGAAUGAACGACAAAGUCUUCCAGAAUCUUCCUGAACAACUACGUACACUAGAAGUUACCAACAUGUCCUUCCUAGACUUAAUAGUUGAAAACGACGGAGAAAUGACGACUCUGGUGCUGCUUGAAAACGAAAUUGUGAAUCUAACUGUGAUCGAUAAUUCUAAACUGAAGUUCUUGAAUUUAAGUCAUAAUUCUAUCAAACAUUUAAAAUUUAUCAACUGUUCGGGUGUACAAAUCCUGGAUCUGAGUUUCAACUCAUUAACGCAUCUGCAAGGUGAAAGUUUCAUCGACAUGGACCAACUCGAGUCUAUUUAUUUACAAAAUAACAGACUGAAAACAUUCUCAAUUGAUAUUUUCCAAACAUCGAUACCCACCUUGAUAAAAAUAGAUUUAUCCAACAAUUUUCUGCGCGCCAUCGCCAUAGGAGUCGAUAUCAAUCCGAACCCCCACCUGAAAAUAGACGUCAAUAAAAAUCCAUGGGAGUGCAGGUGGAUACUGGACCUGGCCAACCAACGACCGGACCUGUUCCGCAUUUUCCAGUAUGAGAAGUUUGUGAGUAGGAUAAACGUGAAGGGGUUGCACUGCACCACAUACCCUACAGGACCACCUUUCGCCCACGAUAGUUUGCACCAUUUUGACAACCCUUUGGCCAUAAUGCCACACCUAACAAUGGAUUCAGCAAACAUCCCAGAACGGAAUAUUCGGAAACAAAUCCUGUACGGAUUUCUUGCUUGCAUUGGCUUAAUUGUCGUGCCCGCCCUUGCGUUUUACAUUUGGAAAAGAUGUCGUAGGUCAGGUCAGGUGCCAUUCUAUCGAUCCUUGAAAAGAUCACAGUGGUCACCAGAACGUUUUGAUGUAAUCCGACAGCUACCGCGUGAUAGUUCGCCAGGAUACGAAGUCCCUUUGCAGUUUUUUGAUACCAACGCGAAUAUGGAAGACAUCGAACUACUGGACACAAUCGGCAAUUUGGAACCGAUAGAAAUGCAGAUCGAUGAAGUACCUGAACCGGUGGCUAUUUACGAGGAGAUCAAAGAUAACAGAUGAUCCAGGACUGAUAUUCAAGCAAAAUGUAGUACAGUUAAUGACUGAGUUUGAAGGAAGAAUUUUCAUAUUUAUAAUAUGUACAAGUGUAACCUUAGAUUUAACAAUGAUAUAACUUGCCUCAUUGAUUUUAUCAAAUUUUGAGGACAAUGCCUAUUUGCAGAAAUACAACAGAGUUUAUAGCCUA
Hermetia illucens (black soldier fly) is the source of this 2003-nucleotide messenger RNA. RefSeq names its product insulin-like growth factor-binding protein complex acid labile subunit. Gene Ontology annotation, molecular function: protein binding. NCBI's taxonomy places the organism in Eukaryota, Metazoa, Arthropoda, Insecta, Diptera, Stratiomyidae. The transcript has a single exon. Gene Ontology annotation, cellular component: plasma membrane. Bases 86 to 1819 code for a protein of 577 amino acids. The record is from RefSeq and is a predicted model, not a curated record.